GGUGAGAUGCCGAGGUUGAGUCACUGGCAGUGGACAGCCGGGAGACAUGGAGACGAGAGCUGGAGACAGCAGGCUGUCUCCCAAACAAUGGAACCUGUCACAGAGAAGAUGGAGACCAGUUUAGUUAUCCUACCAACAUAUUAACCAAGGUGAUGGCUUUGUCACCAUGGCGACGGUCACUUCUAUUCGAUAUCGGGGAGGUGGAAGAGAGUAACACAACAGACGAAACCAACUCUUCUCUGUUCGCCAACUUUACCAUUAAUUUCGCUCCAGACAACAAUGUGCCGUUUAACAGUACCAUCGAUAUUAAGGCAUCACCUUGUCUCACCUGGCAACAACCACAACACGUCCUUUUCCAAUUAGCUAAUAUUUUCUUUUGUAUUUCCUAUCUGGCACCCAAUGGAACUUAUGGUAUCCUAUUUAUGCAUGGACUUUUGAUUAUAGGUUUUUUGGUAUUUUCAACGUGGGCCUGGAACAUUAUUUGUGCACCCGACGUCUUUAUAUGGAACUUUUGUUUUAUGUUACUAAAUAUGGGACAGGCUUUGUAUCUCCUUUACACUUUACGACAGAUUAAACUACCCCCCGAGUUAGAGGAUGUUUAUCUAACUAUGUUUCAGCCUCUUCAAGUAUCCCGUUUGCUGUUUAAGAAAUUAGUCAGUUUAGAAUACGGACAAGUUUUAUCACUUCAUGCUGGAGAAGCUUACGCUAUGCAAAAUCUUACCAGAACGGAUCGACUUGGAUUAUUGUUAUCAGGAAAAGUUAAUGUCAUAACGGAUCAUCACUUUUUACAUCAUAUUCAUCCAAAAGAAUUUUUAGAUUCACCAGAAUUUGAGUCGAGUAAAUCAGGAGGAGAUGAUAAUUUAAUGAAAACUCAUAUCCUCUUUCAGGUGAUGGCUUUGUCACCAUGGCGACGGUCACUUCUAUUCGAUAUCGGGGAGGUGGAAGAGAGUAACACAACAGACGAAACCAACUCUUCUCUGUUCGCCAACUUUACCAUUAAUUUCGCUCCAGACAACAAUGUGCCGUUUAACAGUACCAUCGAUAUUAAGGCAUCACCUUGUCUCACCUGGCAACAACCACAACACGUCCUUUUCCAAUUAGCUAAUAUUUUCUUUUGUAUUUCCUAUCUGGCACCCAAUGGAACUUAUGGUAUCCUAUUUAUGCAUGGACUUUUGAUUAUAGGUUUUUUGGUAUUUUCAACGUGGGCCUGGAACAUUAUUUGUGCACCCGACGUCUUUAUAUGGAACUUUUGUUUUAUGUUACUAAAUAUGGGACAGGCUUUGUAUCUCCUUUACACUUUACGACAGAUUAAACUACCCCCCGAGUUAGAGGAUGUUUAUCUAACUAUGUUUCAGCCUCUUCAAGUAUCCCGUUUGCUGUUUAAGAAAUUAGUCAGUUUAGAAUACGGACAAGUUUUAUCACUUCAUGCUGGAGAAGCUUACGCUAUGCAAAAUCUUACCAGAACGGAUCGACUUGGAUUAUUGUUAUCAGGAAAAGUUAAUGUCAUAACGGAUCAUCACUUUUUACAUCAUAUUCAUCCAAAAGAAUUUUUAGAUUCACCAGAAUUUGAGUCGAGUAAAUCAGGAGGAGAUGAUAAGUUCAAGGUGUCCAUUAUCGCUGCUACUUCUUGCCGAUAUAUAUUUUGGCAGAGGCAAAAUCUUGAGUAUUUACUUAUCAAAGAAACGUAUUUGGCUAGUGUACUUUCAGUUCUUUUAGCGCGUGAUAUAACAACAAAAUUAUAUGCAAUGAAUAACAAGAUAAUAACAGAGAAAGGUUCUCAUCUAGAUAUCCGUUUACCUAGUAUUACCAGUUCCAUCACGUCACACGCAACUCAGGACGGUCAGGAUUCUCAGACACCUUUUAGGAGUAUGAGAAGCAAAAGUUCACAUUGUAAUAGCUUAAGCCAUAAUAGUUAUGGGCACAUAUCUGUCUAUCCUUAUCAGGGAAUCUAUAGAGAAAAUGAAGGAAUGGAUUCCGUCUUUGGAAGCAAAGAACAUCUUGUGCCAGUGCCAGUUAUAAAUGAGAUGCCUAAAAAGAAAUGUCCAUCUGAUGAGGAGUUAGAGGAAUGAAAAUCCUGCAAAUCCUCAAGAUAUUUAAUAAUUCAAAACCUUCCUUAUGUCAAGAUGUCUGCCAAUUAUAAAUAAAUAUAUAUAUAUACACACAUACAUAUAUAUACGUUCCAUAUGAAAACAACGAGAUUUUUCAACGAAUUUCAAUAUUAUUUUUAAUAUAUAUAUAAUAUAUUUACGUAAUUUUAUUUUAUAAAAUCGGAUUAUAUUUAAAA
This is a messenger RNA of Centruroides sculpturatus (bark scorpion), 2284 nucleotides long. RefSeq names its product blood vessel epicardial substance-like. Bases 153 to 2069 code for a protein of 638 amino acids. Gene Ontology annotation, cellular component: sarcolemma. NCBI's taxonomy places the organism in Eukaryota, Metazoa, Arthropoda, Arachnida, Scorpiones, Buthidae. The record is from RefSeq and is a predicted model, not a curated record. The transcript has 12 exons. Gene Ontology annotation, molecular function: cAMP binding.